This is a messenger RNA of Pyricularia grisea, 3933 nucleotides long. RefSeq lists its product as uncharacterized. NCBI's taxonomy places the organism in Eukaryota, Fungi, Ascomycota, Sordariomycetes, Magnaporthales, Pyriculariaceae. The record is from RefSeq and is a predicted model, not a curated record. Gene Ontology annotation, molecular function: protein-membrane adaptor activity. Gene Ontology annotation, biological process: nuclear envelope organization. Bases 1 to 3933 code for a protein of 1310 amino acids. Gene Ontology annotation, cellular component: nuclear envelope; meiotic nuclear membrane microtubule tethering complex. The transcript has a single exon.
AUGCCACCACCUGUUCCUCCUGUACGGAGUUUCCCGCAGCCCCCAACUCUUGGGUCUGUCCGUCAACAAGGUGUUAGGGCUCCAUCUCGCGUCAGGACUGCGGCAAACAAUGCGGCAAACAAUUCGGGUCAACCCGAUCCUUCUCCGGCCGCUAAGAUGGUGGCCGCCGCCACCACCCUUGCAUCUGGCUUGUCACCGCGACCUCAAAAGUUCAGCACCAAUUACGGCUCGGAGGCCUUUCAGCCGUUCACUCUCGAUCAUAGUCGCAACUACGCCAUGCAAAGCACGGAUCUCGGAUCGGCACUGGCCCGUGCCGCCAAGAAGAUUCAGCCCGACAAGCCAAAAGAGGAUAGCAACGCCGACGCCGACGCACCAGGUACUGCGAAUGCCGCUGCGCCUGCCAACUCAUUACUAGGCAAGCGCAAGGAGCUUGAUCUUGCCGCAGGCAGCAGGGAUCCAAAGCGCCAAAAGACGACCCAGGACGCCGGUGAGUUGGCCCAUGAUGACCAGGACUCUGCAGCAUCUAGGCCUCGUGGCGGGCGCGGAACUUCAGCUUCACGUCAAACAAGCCAGGGCGCAGCAGGCUCUUCUAGAUCUCCCGAAUCAGGAACAGACGGCAGCGUUUCCGGUUUACCAACAGAUGAUGGGUCAACAGUGAGAAGGCGUACGCGCCGGGGUUCUUCCAAGCCAUCGGGAAAUGCAACUGUGUCCACGCCUUCCAAUCGUCGGAUAUCUUGGGAUGAUCUUCCUCUUUCACGGCGGGAUCAAAGGCCUCAUAUGACAGCAUCUGAGAGACCCGAGACACAAACGGCCCAUAAAGACACCGCCAUUGAGGAAGGCGACGACGUGGACAUGAUAGAUCUCGAAGAAGAUUUCAUGGAUGAGCAGUCGGUCCCGCAAACGCCGGACCGGCCGAAUUGGACUUUCCUGCAAGUACCAGACGCCCUGUCCUCGGUUGCGCCCACAGAGAAGAGCUACAACACCGAAAGUGUGAUAUACCGGAAUACGACACUCUCAACGCCUCAGGGUCAUCCCUCAAGCCCUGCCCCGGGCUCUGCUCUGCUGGGUGCUCCUCCCCCAAAUCCUCCUUCGGGUCCUCCCACAGGUCCUCCCCCGGGCACCGCGCCGCUAGGUACUACCUUAGGUUCCUCAAGUGCUCCAGUCCCGGGAGCUCCUGUCCUGGAUCCUCCUGCCUCGGAUCGUCCUGCCUCGGAUGCUCUCGACUCAGGUGCUUCCCCCUCUGGUGCACAUGCCUCUGGCGAUGCAACGCUUAAUACGAAUGCACUCACCGAGCAGCAGACAACGGCUUCCCGCGGAACCGGUGACUCUGGAGACUUGGCGAAACCUUCUCCAGAGCCCAACCCACCUUCGAACCCAGUCUCUACAGCCGGCGUUUCAGCGAUCAACAUAAACGCAGACGUAGACAUCAUCAAUCCGUUGAACCCUAUGCCGCUGCCCCGGAGAACACCGUUUUCGUCCCGUAGAGCGCAAACUCCGGAGUCACAGACUUAUCACUGGAACUCCAGUCCCGAGCAUCGAGGCAUCAGAUCCCAUUCAGACUCACCUAAUUCGAAACGCUACGUCGCCACACACUUGAGCCAUAAUCUUGAAAGCAACUAUCGGGCCCCUGAAAUGUCUGAAUACGAAGAUGGGUUUGAACGUGCGGCCAGAGCGCGUCAGCAACAUGUUCGCAACCGUCUUCUGCCUCCCGACGUCGAGGAAGACUCGAGACUUAUUCGUGACAUCGGCGCCACUUCAGCAAGAUCCGACCUGACGUCUGCCUUUCUGCGUGCCCACACUGAAGCCCCUGAAACCCACAUCAGGCCCCCCGCGGGAGCCCGAGGGUUGUUCAUACCCAAUCACACGCUAGGUGACUCUCAGAGACGCGGCACUCUCUUUGAGGGUUCAUUUUUGGGUCGCCAACAGCCAAGGGUCCUUACUACUGGAGACGGACCUCCAAGUAGCCCUUCGAGUAGCUCUUCGGGUAGCCGUCACACCCCGAACAACGGUGCGCCUCUGGGUCGCCAUCAGAGCCGUGACGAUAGUGCGCGUCGAGAUGGCACCCAGGGCCAGGGUGAAAGUCUGCCUCCAAACGAUACCCAGGGCCAGGGCGGUGGUACGCCCCCAGAUGAGAAUCAUGGCCAUGGUGGAGGUGCGUCUCCAAGUGGCACACAGAGCCAGAGCUCGAAAGUCCAAAAGCUUCGCGAAUGGGUACAGGCCCUCAGCACAGGAUGGACUCAUUUGAGUAGGUCGAUCUGGUCAAUCAUUGACACCCUCAGCCAGUGGCAGGUCUAUCUGUUCCAAUGCAUCUGGAAUAUCUUUCAGGCGCUUACCAAAGCGCCGAUUGAUUUUGUUUCAAGCUUGUGGAAACAUUUCACCCUCAGGCGCUUUCUUGUUCCACUUUUGUUUGGCGUUCUGGCUGUUUCAGUCGCUUUGUCCUAUGACCGGCUCGCGAGCUUUGAAGGCAUUUCGUCAAACGACGGGAUUAGGUGGCAUGGUUGGCAAGAUUGGAAGGAAAGCCUUGGUCAGCUAGUAUCACCACCCUUUGGUCACAAUUUACCAGGAACCAAUGGAAACUACAGCAAGAUCGUGGCAGCUUUCAAAAGCCAUGACAAGGACAUUCUUGAAAUCAAAGGAAAGGCGAUGAUGCAAGACGCUGCUCUGGCCAAGCUGGAGCAAAUCCUGCCUGAGUUCGUGCGCAUGUCGGACGACAAGGUACCUCACGAGUUCUAUGUCGGGGUCAGGGAUUUGAUGCAGCAAGAUCCCCAGAUUCCCACCUUGGACAAGGAUGGUAACAUCUCGGAGGAACAUGCCAAGGCUAUCGAGAAGCACAUUGAAACAUUCUUUUGGCGCUGGCUCAGGGAAAAUGCUCGUCAAAUUCGACAAAUCGCCGGCAUUGGUCAAGAUUCUCAGUUAUCGGACGAGGAGUUGAACAGGAUUGUUCGUCAGGUAGCCGAGGAAAAGCCGUUUGAGGUCGUGAGCAAGGAUGAAUUCCUUCAGAUCCUCAAAAAGCAGCUCGCAAAGCAUCAUGAUGAGACUGCUAGUCAAAUGGAGAAUUUCCAAGGCAAGCUCGCGGAAUUCCGCCGCCAGCUCCAGCAGGUGAUGGCCAGAUCAUCUGGAUCCAUGUCACAAGAGCAAAUACAGCAGAACCUGGACAAGGCUCUCAGCAUGUUUGCCGGGAAAUCGCUGCUCGAGUCCUUCGCGAAAGGCCGGAUCAAGGCCACUGAUGAAGAGGUCACCAGCGCGGUGAACCACUUCUCAAUCAGAUCCGGCGCUCUUAUUGACGUUUAUCGCACCAGUCCCGCCUACAAAUGGCCAAACAAGGCACACCUUGGGCACAAGAGAUUCCAGACCGAGAACAAGAAUGGGCCCAUCAAGAGUCCCAUCUAUGCGGGAAGCGUCCUGGACCCUUGGGAGGCCGAUGGCGACUGCUGGUGCGCAGGAACAGGGCAAUCGCCAAAUCGUCGCCUGAAAACCACUGGCGAGACACACAAGGUUCCCCUUAUGGCGGCCGACAUCGCCAUCAUGACGAAGCGCGUCAUCCCGCAGGUGUUGCGGCUCGAGCACAUCAGCGCCAAGGAGACGGUCGAACCUGAGUCGAUGCCAAAGGAGGUCGAAGUUUGGAUCCAGCUCGAUGAGGACCAGGAGAUGUUCGACCACGCCAUCUCGUGGUCGAUGGCAUAUUUUCCUGAAGUUGAUCGCCACGAUCCUCUGACUGCCGACAAGUUUGUCAAGAUCGGUCACUUUGUGUACCCGAACGAGACCGAAGUGGGCCACUCCGGUGAGAACUUUUACUUUCCAAAGGAUGUGUAUCGGUUCGGGUUUGCCACGACAAAAUUCCUCAUCCGUGCCAAGAACAACUACGGUUCUCAUGACCACACUUGCUUCUACCAGCUGAUACUGAAUGGCAAACUGCUGCCCAUGGAUGAAUGA